This is a messenger RNA of Suillus bovinus, 900 nucleotides long. RefSeq lists its product as uncharacterized. The transcript has 4 exons. The record is from RefSeq and is a predicted model, not a curated record. The coding region runs from base 1 to 900 and encodes 299 amino acids. Lineage: Eukaryota; Fungi; Basidiomycota; Agaricomycetes; Boletales; Suillaceae.
AUGCAUCAUCUCAUAGGUUACCGUCCAGAUGGUAAGGGCAAGGGGACUGUCCACAGGAUCAGUCAGGUGGUGAAACAGAGCAUGGGUAUGCUUCAGGGCGAAAGGGAAUGCGAGGAUGACGAGGAUGACAAGGGUAAGGUCGGGAGUAUCCGAUCAAGGCUCCAUUCGGGCGUCAGGCUUACUGCUGGUGGACACUUUGUUCACCACCAUUUUCAAGCUGCAGAGCCCAUCAAGGUCGAGACAGUUACUGACCAUCGUAAUGGUGACGGCAGAUUGGCUGCAACCACCAUAGGUAACCGCAACUGCUUUGUGGCAGUUGUUAAUGAACAUACCAGUCUUGAGAUGGGCUGCACCACCGCAACAGGUCCAGGCCGCCGUGAUAUUGACCAUUCUGACACAGUCACUAACAACCGUGACACUCAACAGUCCAACUUCCCCCAGGCCGACCUUUUCCCGCACUCCUCUGUGACCACCUCGUCGGUCAACAUGAUUCAGGCAACCCAUCACAUCUGCGCACAAGAGCAACAUGACGAAUUAGAGGGUACAGACGUAUCAGAUGAAGUUGUGUGUGAUGCAGAUGCACUCUCUCCACUGGACUCAGAUGUCAACCAUGCGGCGGCUAUGAUGUGGGGAAACUCCUGCUUGGGAGCUCCCUUCGUUGUGGUGAACGGCAUGACGGUCAUCCCAAACAGGGUUGAUGAACCGGUCCAUGGGUCGGAAUUGUCGCCUAGUUGCAUGGAAGACGAGAUAGAAUGGUAUCACAUCUCACAAGCUGUUGUCGCGGCAGCCAAAGCGGCUUCUCAACUUGAACAUGCGGCAGCAGAAUCGCAGUCGUCAGCACUUGCCACCACAAUGGAUACUUACAUAGAAUGGCCAGAAGAAGACUCGGAAGUGGAAUAG